AUGAGGAUAUUUCUGGUGGCUUGCUGGGACUGUGGUGAGUUUUGUCCCCACCACUUGCGGCGCUGGCGGCAGUACCACGUGACGGGCUUAAAACUAGCACCAUCUAGCGACUUCACGGGGAAAAAGAAUAAUAUAACAUACAAUGAAAAAGAUUACGAUGAUCAGUAUAAACUGCCGCAGAUUGCUGCGAAAUUAUCCGGGAUUCGCAUAAACUGCGACGACAGCAAAUUCCUGAGGCUUUUCUGUAUCUCCUAUUAUUGGAUGUCGUUUACUCUCUGUUUGAUGGGCACUUCUAACAUGACGAUAACAUUUCUCAAAUCUCGCACAUUCGAGGAUCUUGUUGUUGUGAUGCCUUGUGUUGGGUUUGUCGCUGUUGCUUCAUCGAAAUCGUAUAAAAUAGUCCGCAAUAGAGCGGUAUUUGAAUACAUUAUUUCUGAACUAAAGGAAAUGUGGCCGAAGGGAGAAAUGUCUGAAGACAAACAGAAUAUUGUUCGUAACAUGAUGAAACAAAUGAAUAUCGUUGUAAAAGGCUACUUCUGGUGCAACAUGGCUCUUAUAUUUUUCUACAAUUUCCCUCCAUAUUUUCAAAUCAUUAAACGGUUGUUUGGAUUGGACGCACCUUUAGUCCUGGCUUUCAAAUACGUAUUACCAUUCGACGAAUAUCAACUGAAAGCGUAUCCAUUCAUCCUUUUUGUUCAAACUAAUGCAUGUAUGAGCAUAGUAUUCUUCAUGCUAGCAAGUGACCUUCUAUUCUUCGUCUUUCUAAGUAACAUCACACUACAGUUCGACUUAUUAUCACUUAGAAUACAGAAGAUGAUAUACGUGCCUACAGAUGAUCAACUUAUCAAAGAUUUUCCUUUAGGUAAAUAUAGCGAAGCUUUCCGUAAAAAUGAGCCGCAGUUAGAAUCUUUAACAGCAGCAGAAUGGGAGAAAAAGCAUUUGAACGAAAUAAGAGAUAUUGUUAUUCGCCACCAAGCUCUAAUACGGAUAUCAAGCGAAGUAGAAAAUAUGUUUAAUUUCUCUAUGUUGGUGAACUUCAUGAACAGUUCCAUUAUAAUAUGUUUCUGUGGCAUUUGCAUCGUUUAUCUGGAAAAAUGGAAUGAAUUAAAAUUUAAGAUGUUUCUGUCAUCUUCUAUGACGCAAAUAUGGUUGUUGUGCUGGUAUGGGCAGAGCUUACUUGAUUCAAGCAAGGAAGUCGCAAACGCUCUAUAUGAGAGCGGGUGGUACAACGUCUCAAAGAGAAUCAAAAGCUUGAUUCUUAUCAUGCUUCAUAGAUCACAACAUGAAGUGUACGUAACCACAUACGGAUUUUCUAUUAUUUCCUUAGAAAGCUAUACCACGAUCAUUAAAACAUCGUGGUCCUAUUUCACGCUUUUGAUAAACACUUAUAAUCCAUGAUUUUUUCAAAGAAAUAGGUAUUAUGAAAACUUGACGUUUUCUUAAAAUAAUACCGCCUCUACAAUCACUCUCAUGCACUUUUUUAAUCACCGAAAC
Colias croceus (clouded yellow) is the source of this 1494-nucleotide messenger RNA. Its product is annotated as odorant receptor 85b-like. Gene Ontology annotation, biological process: detection of chemical stimulus involved in sensory perception of smell; sensory perception of smell. Gene Ontology annotation, molecular function: odorant binding; olfactory receptor activity. Bases 1 to 1398 code for a protein of 465 amino acids. The record is from RefSeq and is a predicted model, not a curated record. Gene Ontology annotation, cellular component: plasma membrane. Lineage: Eukaryota; Metazoa; Arthropoda; Insecta; Lepidoptera; Pieridae. The transcript has 12 exons.